UUAAUCUUCAGGACAAGUCACCUUGGUGUGACAGAUAAUCAGAAACGAUGGCUUGUCAUUGGAAUAGCACUCAACAAGAUCCUUGUGCCACAGAUCCGUCCUUUUGUAGAACUAGAGGUUGAUAAGGAAUACAACAAUCUCAAGACCAGCCACAAUAUUCACACACAAAGUACAUGUGGUCGCCUUCAAAGGUGGCCGGCAAGAAAGUUUUUAAAGUAUGAGAACAUCAAUGGUAACAGUCUUCACCCAAAGCUUCCUGGUGGAAAAUACAACAUUUCCUUGUUUGAUUGUAGAGUGUUAUCUCACAUUGACUUUGCCAAGUUGUAUGUUGAAAACUUCAUGGUCAAGUUCAAUACUUUUGAUGACCACUGUGAUGCUUCAGCUGUACUCACACUGCUUGGUGGUGUGCCUGUGUUCUCACCUACCGUGCAAGCUGCAGCUAGUGAUGUCAGGAAUUCUAGGAAUGACUGGGCACACUGUGUCUUCAGUAAGUGGGAUCCUGUUAAGUUUCUGGAGAGUUUUGUCAAGAUGGAGCACCUGGUAAGAGUCAUGGCUCUACCUGCUGCAGAUGAAGCUAAACUCCUUGGAGAACUGAAAGACUGGGAAACUAAAGGUAGCGGUCUUUGUACAUGCAGCUAGUUAAAACAUGAAAAUCAAAUAAUAUAUUGUAUUGGUACAAUAUUUAGUGUUUUUUACCUUUCUUAGCUGAAAAGUCCUGUUUAACUUAAUAGCACUUACAUUAUAUAUGAAUACUAAAUAAUAUGCUUACCAAAACUAAUCAUUAAAUUAACCUUAAUGUACACCUCCCACAGAAAAGAGAAAACUAUUCCCAACAACGUUUGCUUCAUGCCUUACCCUGCCACCUAGAAUAAGAUGCUCAAACAGUAGAAUUGUCUCUUUAACCCAUGAUGUUUGCCCAGAUAAGUUGAAGAAGAGGUGGUCAUGAGGUCGUGGUGUUCUUUAAGUAAGGGAUCACCUCUCUUCCAAGAAACUGUCCCUGGAUUUUUAUGAUGGUCUUUUGUGAAGCUGUUCGUGGUAAAUUGCUGUGUCAGGUAUUAGUCUGUAAUCUUGACUGCUUUGUUGUAGGGACUUUGUUGUGCAUGAACUCCCCCAUAGACCCGGCAUUGCUUCAACUUGUUCAGAAAGAAGUAAAAUUUCUACAGGAUAAUGUGAACAACUUGUCUGCCAUAAUUCGUGAAGAGAUGAAACAGAUGGUGGAAAGACUAAAGACCUUUCAAGGUAAUCUUACUUAACCAACAACAACAACAAAAACAAUUUUAUUCUUUGUAUACAAGAGUUAGAUAGUUUGCCGCGCAAAUAGCUGGAAAGCUAGUCGUGACGGGGCAAGACAAGUACAUGAAUAACAUAAUUAUCUACUAACUAAAAAACGAUAACCUUAAACUAUUGGAAAGCCUUGCAGAUUGCAACUUAAAAUAAAUAAAACAAGAAGUUCAAUGAUCUAAUUAACUACACAGCGCUUACUGACGUACUUAAUUUAUUUAUUUAACAAUGCAUUUAAAGAUGAGGAGUCACUGACUCUUAAAGGUGGAUAACACAGAAAAGGAAGAACGGACAUUAAAACGUUUAGCAAGUGUAUCUAUUUACCGACUUUUUAAAAAAUCAUGGGGGUUUGACCAUAGUUAUCCUCUUUUUCUAAGUUAUCAAACCCUUCCAGCCCAUUUUCAUUUUGUGUCGUUAUUUGCAACAUAAUAUUGAGGUUUCUGAACCUUUAUUUUACUCGUCAGAGUAUCUGGAAAUUGUGGACUUUCUGCUUUUGUUUUGUAGAGGAUGCAGAUCAGAGGUUUGGAAGUUUAGAGACUCGCACCGGUCAAGUUGAAGACCGAGUACACAGUCUUGAAGGUAAUUUCGAGAUAAGUACUGAUGGUCCUGUGGGUUACGAAUGUUAGGUCUUCAAAUCUCUUUUUCAUUUGAAAUACUGAUCGUGAAAAUUCUAACCUGAGAUCAGGCUCAGUUUUCGUUUCGCUUUGUAAUAACAUUCCGGCGGGCAAUUUUAGCGGUAGCCGUUAGAGAGAAUGUAUGAGAACCCCUAAAAUUGGGCUUGAUCUCACGUUAUGAAAAUUCAUUUUAUUUAACAUUUUUAGGGGAUACCGUUCAGAUGUUUGGAAAUCUCGAGAGUCGUACUGGACAAGUUGAAGACCAAGUACACAGUCUUGAAGGUAGUUUCAAUGUGUCAAUGAAAUCUUUUCCAGUCUCAUUUACAACAAGAAGUUAGCAGAUCAGAGGUUUAAACGAGUUAAAGACCAUGCGCACAGUCUUUAAGUUAAUUUGGAGAUGAAGCAAUAAGCCCAUUCCUUUUGAAUCUAGUUUUUUCAUACUGAAUACGACCCACCCCGCUGUUGAUAUCUGUUCUGUGCAAAAGCAGUAGAAGUUCUUGUUAGUCAUCUAUCGAUCGUCCGAUUUGCGACAACUAAGUGACUCUUACUUUUCAAAUGAUUAGUAGGAUAUUAUUUUGUACGCUAAGUUCUGAAAAUUAAAAAUGUACUUCCAAGUCGACGUUUCCCCUUCCUCCUUUUUGUUCCUUUUGCAGCAAAGUUUCAUGACCUGACGACAAGAGAAUCUGCUUUGUCAAACGCUUCUCUUCAAGACCCACUGAUGACAUCUGACGGUAGGUUAACAUUCGCGUCUACGGCAAACGGGAAACCUGAGUUUGUACCACGUGACUUAGUUUUCCAUUUACUUAAUCGUUUACUGUUCAUUAUAAGCUUAACUCUACAGAAAUCGAUAGAUUUACGCCAAUGCUAUUCAUAACAAUUAUUUUAGCUGUUUUUAUCUGCUCAUUUCUCAUUUUGAGAACUUCCAAACUUGAAUCUCACGUUUGCUGUUUGCUGUAAACGCAAUGCUUAACUCUCUGAUAAUUCAAACUAAUUUAGAGUGAAAUUUCAUCUGCUACUAGUAAUGAGAGAAUAGUUUAAUAGCGUUGCAUGCAGUUAUCAAAAGUCAUCAGAUGACAUUUAAUCUUUAAUUUUUUGGAAUUAAACACCAUACUUGCCAGCGAUUUUCGUUAGUGAUAGUUUUAGCAGUCUGAAAAUGGUUUGGCAAUCUGUUUGACAAAACGUCGUAAUACAAAUGGUUUUCGUAUACCAACAGGGACAAACGAAUUAAAACGCUGACCUAAAUAAGGAGAAAUUAAAGCAUAAUGUUCUUUCGUCAGUUGUUAAAUAUGUUCAUUUUUGUCCAGUGUCCAAAUGUUUUUUUUUAAGCGUGGAUAAAAUUUUAUGCCUUAUUUCUAUUUUUUGUUAUUAGUCAAUCCCGAGAAACUUGUGGAACUUAUCAGACGAGACUUCAAAGGCGCUGUGCUGUGUCCCUUUCCAUGGUGUGAAGAUGAACUACAGCUGAAGCUAUCGAACAUCUUUACAAGAUUACAGAUAGUUAGUAGAACAAAGGAACGUUCACAACUUACGGAUGACGCCGUCAAUAUGACAGAAAUAUUCAAGUCACAUCCAGACUGUGACAAUCCAAGAGUGGUACUGAUUGAGGGGAAUCCUGGGAUGGGCAAAACUACGUAUUGUCAGAAGCUGGCAUAUGAUUGGUCCGUGGGGGAAAUUCCACCUGAUGCAUCAUUUCCUGAAGUGGAAAUAUUGCUUCUGUUGAAAUGCCGCCACAUGCACAUGAAAACCGCUGACAUCGAGGAGGCUAUUGAUGAUCAGCUGCUACCACAAGAUGCAGGCAAGAAGGAAAAAGAAGACUUCUUUCACUUUAUUCGCUCCAAUCAGUCUAGAGUCUUGCUGGUUCUUGAUGGUUUGGACGAAUUACGUCAGGAGCUGCUUCCGUGCAUUCAGCCAUUGAUUGAAGGCAAAAUCUUUUCCAAUACCUUCCUCGUUUUAACAGCGCGACAUGAAGCGGGAAUAAGACUACGGCGAUACUGUGAUACGCUCCUGGAAAUCAUCAGAUAUACUAAUGAUGAUGCGGACAGUUACAUCAAGAAGUAUUUCAGCAAGCACAAAGACCAAAGCCUUGCUGAAAAAAUGAUUCAACAGCUGAAAAUCAACAACAAAGCUCAGGGAGUUAACGGCUAA
Porites lobata is the source of this 4037-nucleotide messenger RNA. Lineage: Eukaryota; Metazoa; Cnidaria; Anthozoa; Scleractinia; Poritidae. The record is from the annotation of a GenBank genome assembly.